AUGCAGCCCUUCGGCAGACACUAUGUGGUGGUCAGACCUCUGUUUUCAGAGGAUUCCUUCGCAGAGCAACACGAGAGGAUCAACAGGAAGCGCAAAACACUACGUCACCAUCUCAAAGUAUGUUGUAGUUGUGAUGCGAAACGAGCAAAGAACACAGCACUUUCACUUUUUCCAUUCACUGGAUGGAUGAAGGACUAUAAAAUCAAAGAAUGGCUACUAGGUGACAUUGUUUCAGGCAUCAGCACUGGACUAGUGGCAGUGCUACAAGGACUUGCAUUUUCUUUGCUGGCCUCUUUACCUCCGGGAUAUGGACUAUAUACUGCAUUCUUCCCUGCAAUAAUCUACUUCUUUUUAGGCACUUCCAGACACCUGUCAGUGGGGGCUUUUCCGAUUCUGAGUCUAAUGGUGGGCGCUGUUGUGACACGACUAGCGCCUGAUGAGGGACCCUCAGUUAACAUCACUGGAUUUGAAGGGUUGAGCCUGAAGCAACAGAGAGUUCUAAUUGCUUCCUCUGUUACUUUUCUCAUGGGAGCAUUUCAGCUCAUAAUGGGGCUGCUGCAGGUGGGCUUCAUAGUCAUGUAUCUGUCAGAAACUCUGGUGUCAGGAUUCACCACCGCAGCUGCUGUUCACAUUUUGGUUACCCAGCUCAGGUUUGUGCUGGGCCUGGACUUUCCAGGUAUAAACGGGCCACUUGCCAUCAUAUAUACUUUGGUGGAAGUUUUUAGCCGAAUCACUGACACAAAUGUGGCUGACCUGGUGACAUCUAUUGUGAUCAUGGCACUGGUGCUUAUUGUGAAGGAGAUAAAUUACAGAUUCAAGUCUAAACUACCUGUGCCGAUACCUAUAGAAGUUAUCAUGACUGUUAUCGCGUGCGGAGUCUCUUACGCAUUCAACUUUGAAGAACGAUUUGACGUGGUCAUUGUUGGGGAGAUGGUGAACGGAUAUGAAUCUCCAGUUGCUCCAAACCUGGAAGUCAUUGAGGAGACAGCGGUGGAGGCUUUCCCUAUGGCCAUAGUAGGAUUUGCUGUGGCUUUCUCAGUAGCUAAAGUCUACUCAGUCAAACACGAUUACACGAUUGACGGAAACCAGGAGCUCAUUGCCUUUGGAAUAAGCAACAUGUUUGGAGCAUCUUUCCGCUCAUUCGCCGCAAGCACAGCACUUUCUAGGACAGCCAUACAGGAGAGUACAGGAGGAAAGACGCAGAUAGCUGGAGUUCUUUCAGCCAUGAUGGUAUUGAUUGUGAUAGUCGGAGUAGGAUUUCUUCUUGAGCCGCUACCCAGGUCUGUUUUGGGCGCUCUGGUCAUCGUCAAUCUAAAAGGCAUGCUGAUGCAGUUCAGAGAGCUGCCGUUUCUAUGGAGGAAUGACAGGCCGGAUUUUGUGACCUGGAUGGUGACCUUCGUGGCAUCUCUGUUCCUGGGUCUGGAUCUGGGUUUGGCUGUGGGUAUCGGGGCAGAAUUGUUCACUGUGGUCUACAGAACUCAAUUCCCACGUUGUUCUGUCCUGGCCAAUAUUUCAGGAACUGACCUCUAUAGAGAUCGUAAAGACUACACAUCUAUUUACGAACCUGAUGGUGUUAAAAUAUUUAAAAUCCCCUCACCCAUCUUCUUCGCUAACAUCGAUUUCUUUAGAGAUAAACUGGUCCAAGAAGUGGGUUUUAAUCCAAUGAGAGUGUUGAGGAAAAGAAACAAAGCCCUGCGAAAGAUCAGAAAAAUGUUGUGCAAUGGAGAACUUGAGGUGUCAGAUAGGGGCCUUGUACUGAGACAGCCAUCAGUUGACACAUCAGAAAACAGUAUGGAGGAUCUUGACCAGCCCAUAGACUUCUCAGAUCUCCCAAUCCAGGUGAACUGGAACUCACAACUGCCUGCCAACAUCUCCGUCCCUCCGGUCAAAAUCCACAGUUUGAUCUUGGAUUUCUCUGCAGUCUCCUUCAUCGAUGUAUCUGCACUCAAGGGUCUUAAAGCGACCUUGAAAGAGUUUAUACGAAUCGAGGUGGACGUCUACAUAGUUUCAUGUGAUGUGUACAUCAUGGAGAAGCUUCAGCAAUGUACAUUUUUUGAUGACGAAAUUAAAACUUCCAUCUUUUAUCCCACACUUCAUGAUGCCAUGUUGCACAUUCUGGAGAUGCAUCCAGAUCAAGGCGAACUAGAAAAGGAUAUAAACAUAAACUAUGAAGUCAUCCAGAGAGACAGUUUAACUGUGUGAUGAGGAACAGAAAACCUUGCUGAAAUACUGUUUAAAUCACAUGGAAUGGUUAUGGGCU
This is a messenger RNA of Danio aesculapii, 2260 nucleotides long. It is a transcript of the gene slc26a3.1, whose product is annotated as solute carrier family 26 member 3. Gene Ontology annotation, biological process: transmembrane transport. Gene Ontology annotation, cellular component: membrane. NCBI's taxonomy places the organism in Eukaryota, Metazoa, Chordata, Actinopteri, Cypriniformes, Danionidae. The coding region runs from base 1 to 2202 and encodes 733 amino acids. The record is from RefSeq and is a predicted model, not a curated record. Gene Ontology annotation, molecular function: secondary active sulfate transmembrane transporter activity; bicarbonate transmembrane transporter activity; oxalate transmembrane transporter activity. The transcript is spliced from 19 exons.